This is a messenger RNA of Spirodela intermedia, 2138 nucleotides long. NCBI's taxonomy places the organism in Eukaryota, Viridiplantae, Streptophyta, Magnoliopsida, Alismatales, Araceae. The record is from the annotation of a GenBank genome assembly.
AUGGGAUUUCUUUGCUUGCUUUUGCUUUUGCUUUCGUUUCCGUAUUGGCGUAGCUUGUGUUGUGGCUUUCUUUUUUCUCCUCGGAGACUUCCCCCCCCUCUCUCUCUCUCUCUCUCUCUCUCUCUCUCUCUCUCUCUCUUUCUCCAUCGAUUUUUUCCGCUUCGUAGGGUUCGUGGUUCUGGUAUAUUUCUCGCCAACUGUUUAACAGGUCUCUGGGCAGAGUUCUGCAAGAGAUUCGGUGGGCUGAGAUUGUCAGUUCGCUAGAAAUCCUAGAAUCAAAGCCAAUCAACCUCACGCAUUAGGUUUACCAGAAGUUGGGUAAUUUUACCAUUUUUUAUAACGACUCCCCUAUUAGAUCCCUCUCCCUGCUCAUAAUCUCAACUCAAUGGUGGGGGGAUGAGCCGCGAAGAACUGUCUCGGUUUUAAGCAUCUGUGAUUCCUUCAAAGCAUCUGAUCCAGUUUUAUGCGACUGAUCUAGGCAUUUUCCGAGGAUGGCUUCCUCCGCUGCUACGGUGGAGGCGAUCGGACCUCUGCGGCCAGUUUCACCGAGGAGAGGUUCAGGUAGGCAGUGUUCAUCGUAGUCCAAUUCCAGAGUUUAAGGGCCACGGACUCUCUGCAUCAGGAGCGGAUUUCGUUUCUCGCAGAUAAUACCGGAUCAAGAUAUCAAAGGCUAAUCUGAAUCCUGAGCAAAGUACAACAUCUUUCUUUAUGUAGGAAAAUAAAUUGGGAAAGAUUUAAUUAUUCGUGAAUGAGAACUCUUCCUGGUUGAUCUUUUGCUGAAGAUCAACCGCAUGCAAAAGACUCUCAGAACUUCCUGGCCUUGAUGUUCUUCAGUCUUCAUCUGGACAUGAAGGAAGAGGCAUAUCCUUUAGGAGAGAUCUAGUGAUGAACAGCUUUUUAUAGCAUCAUCCUAAUAUCUUUAAUUAUGUUUUAAAGCUGAUUAAACAGGUUUCUUUUUGGUUGAACAAGGGGUUGACUUUGGAGAGGAGGAAGCGUCCGUCUCUCUCUCUCUCUCUCUGUGUUCUCUCUCUCAUUCCAUUUUUGAAGUUCUCAUCCAUCUCUUUGCUCUUCUUUCCUCAUCGGGUUGAGUGAGAAAAAUAAAUACCAGCUUAUUGGAAUAACAUGAAAGAAGUUUAUUGGGAUUCUUGCUUUCCAACAGAGAACACAAGGCGAGGAAUGAUCCAACUCUCUAGAUCUACUUUUGGAGCACCCUACACAGCAUCCCAAUCACCGCGUCAGCAGCAAACCAUCUCUCGUUCUCCACUGCAACGCUCCACAUCUCUGUCAUGCUGUAUAUCUGCCCUGGUCAGUGUACCAUCUCUCUCUCUCUCUCUCUCUCUCUCUCGCUCUGUGCGUUUUAUACUCCCGACUGUUGGAAUUUUAUCAGAAAAUUUAUGAGUAUGGCAACUACUGCUGUUCUCUUUUAGGCUAAGUUGGAUAACUUCUAGUCGUUGCCCUUUGUAGGUUUUCUUCUAGGCUGCCUACUUACCAAUUUCAUAUGGGUACAUUUAUAUAUAUAUAUAUAUAUAUAUAUAUAUAUAUAUAUAUCUAUAAUACCUUGCAGACCUGUGAAGCGGUUUAUUAGACCUUUUUUUUAACGAAUGUACGAUUUUUUUAAAAAUAAAAAUUAUCCACCAAUGUACAGAAAAAAAAUCCCAGACACCUAGGAUUUUGCCCAAAAGGGAUACUUCUCUGAUCUUGUCUGUUGCUCUCUGUAGAGUGCAAGGUGUGCUACAGGGGAGACUCAGAGUGUAACUCGGAAGUCGUCUUCUUCAAAAACUAUCACUUCUCUCCUAGGUAACCCUAAUCAGCGAUUUAGUGAAGCUCAUUUGGUCGUUGCCCUGAAGCAGAUAUAUUUGUCAGUCAUCUACGGUUUCCAAAUGUUUUUCUUCACGAAAUCCUCAGAUGUAGAAUCUGAUAUGAUGCCUAUUUUAGAAAAGAAAAACUUGCCGAGUCUCCACGAUGGGGGAACAAUAGGGUUCCCCCCGGCGGACGGUGGCGGAGAAGGCGGCGGCGGCGGUGGUGGCAGUGCUAGCUCAUCAGGUGGGUUCUUCUUCUUCGGUCUGCUUUUGUUUCUAAGCUACUUGAGAGAGAAAGAGGAUAGAGAGAACGGUGGUGGGGACCCAAGAAGAAGAUAG